Messenger RNA from Paecilomyces variotii, 3147 nucleotides. RefSeq lists its product as hypothetical. The coding region runs from base 328 to 2733 and encodes 801 amino acids. Gene Ontology annotation, molecular function: DNA binding; zinc ion binding; DNA-binding transcription factor activity, RNA polymerase II-specific. NCBI's taxonomy places the organism in Eukaryota, Fungi, Ascomycota, Eurotiomycetes, Eurotiales, Thermoascaceae. The transcript has 6 exons. Gene Ontology annotation, biological process: regulation of DNA-templated transcription; DNA-templated transcription. The record is from RefSeq and is a predicted model, not a curated record.
AUAGUGUCGGCCUGCGUCCUUUAUCGCUGAGCGAGCUAGAGGUUAACGCUUAACCACUAAGUAAGAUAGCGUGCGACAGCGCUAUAAGUAUAUACCUAUAUUCGGAUCGAAUUCAAAUGGCCGGCCACGUACCUAGGCAUCCCAGGAAACGAAGCAGCUAACCAGGCUGCCAAAGAUGCCCCGAUACUACCUCGUGGCCGCUCGAUCUCAGAUCUCAGCUAUUACUACAUAGAGGGGUUGAAGUCAGAGUCAAUAUGCCCUCAGUAUUUGCACCUCGCUGGCGGUCGUCGGGACGCACUCUGACUCCGUCUCCCUUGGCGGAGAUCCAUGCCACUUCUCAGCCAUCAACUCUCGAACGAUCGCAUCGAGGUCAAUUCGAAAACUUCUGCAAUUAUCGCGCAGAUGGAAUCCCGCAGGUUACCGGCUAGGUCUCUGCCCCGGCGAAAGAGCAUCACCCCCCAGCUCAGCUGUGAGCUCUGUCGUAAGCGCAAGGUGAAGUGCGACAAGCUCAAUCCAUGUACCAGCUGUGCCUCGAGUGGCACUGCCUGCGUUCCCAUAUACCGAACACGACUGCCUCGGGGCCGUCAUGUCAAUAAUCCGCCGCAUCGAGGCCCGUUGCCUCCUAUGUCCACAAAAGGUCCUGGGGAGGCCGAUCGGAUGAUCCAACAUACCGUCCAAGUCAAUGAGGACCUCUCGGAGCGCAUCUAUCGUCUCGAAGCACUCAUCCAGAGUAUGAAGUCCGCCCAAACGUCAACGGCGGGAUCACAGGAUCAGUCGGCCAAGCCACCAGAUACCUCAGUGUAUCCUCCGACUCCCAUCAGUUCUUCUACUUUGGAUAAUUCAACAGCCCCCAGACGUCUCAUUCUACAACGCCCCGACCAGUUUUGGGCAGAUCUGGUGGAUGAAAUCCAUGGCCUCCACGAUGUGAUUAAAUUCUCACUCGGGGAAGGAGAGGAAGUCCCAAUACCCUCCUCUCGCUCGACUAAAAUCGGGCUGUCCGACAACGACGGGAUUCCCGUCCUUGGUCUCGGAGGCGGUAAUUCACUCUCAAUGCCCCCAGUCGAGAGUUUGCUGCAUGAUUCUGCAGUUGCCCGCCAGCUGUGUGGGGUUUACCUUCAGCAGGUUGACCCUGUCAUAAAAAUUCUCCAUCGUCCCUCUGUGAAUCAGUGGAUGGUCCAUGGCAAGCCAUAUCUGGCCUAUGCGGAGGGUCAUCCAGCCACAGAGGCGCUGGGCUCGGCGAUCUGCUACUCGGCCGUCAGCAGCAUGACUGAAAACCAAUGCUCCCUCAUGUUUCACACCAGCAAGGCGCAGCUGAUGGUCAAGUCUCGUAUGGCCUGCGAGGCGGCAAUUGGGCGGGCAGGUUUACUCUCCACUCGUGAUAUCACUGUCCUCCAAGCAUUUGUCCUGUAUCUGGUGGCCAUGAGAUCAGAAGACCGCACGCAGUGCGUCUGGACCUUAAUCGCGGUGGCCGUUCGAAUUGGCAAAGGCCUUGGCCUCUACCUCGACCUGGAGAUAGAGACUUUCUUUGAUCAGCAGAUGCGAAGGCGCCUCUGGUUUACCAUUUGCCUGAUGGAUCUACAAGCUUCAUUCUUUCAGGCAUCUGAACCGCUUAUCAGCGUCGAGGAAUCCGCGUCCACGGCCCUCCCACACCACAUCAAUGACUCGGAUUUUGAUCCCACAACCACACAUAUCGACCCCUACCGGGAGGGCCUCACCGACACGACCUUUGCGCUGGUAACCUAUCACGCCCAGCGGAUAGGACGUCUGCUGAACUUCGCUCGGCACGACAGCAAGGUCGACGGGAAUACUGUGCCCACCACCGCUACAUCCACCUCCUCUGCUUCCUCAACAUCCCACUCCCGCCGACACAAACCCAGUUGGUCACAGCAUCACACCCGGCGUUUCGAAGAGGAAGCGCUCCGCCUCCUUCACUUCUGCGACCCCGAAACUUCGCAAUACGCGUGGUUUACAUGGCACGGCACGCAGAGUCUUAUUGCAACGGCACGGCUUGCGGCCUUGCGCCCUCUCCAGCACGUUGGAAAUGAGCCGCCUCCGCGCCGUGAGGGCAGUACGGAGCUACUGCGUAUCUGCCUCCAGGUGCUGGAGAAAGCACAUCUUAUGCAUACAGACCCCCGCGCGGAGGGAUUGCGCUGGUAUGUCACCGUCCCCUGGCAUGCGCUGGCGCUCGCCAUGGCCGAGUGCUAUGUGAGCCUCGACGCGGCUAUGGUGCAAAACGCCUGGCCGCUCAUCGAGUCAUCAUACAUACAGUACGAGGCGACUAGAGGUGGAACCCUCAGCGGUCCUCUCAGUCAACUUAUGCGGCGAAUGAGGGAGAAGCUGGCAGGUACAGCUCCCCUUCCGUCGGGCAGUCUCCCGAACUGCAGUUUGACCCCGGCCACGGCGACCUCUCCUGCAUUAUCGGGACUUCUGAACAGACCGCAGCGUAGUAACAGUGGUAACGAACUGAACCCGUCUGACUCUCCAUGGCUGUCGACUGGGGCGACCACGCCGGCGGGGCCCAGGAUGCCGUCCCUCCCUUCGUUACCAACAUGGCACUCGAUGUCGCUCUCCUCGGAGAACUUACCCUCGCUCUUCACUGGGGAUCCGCCUCCACCAGCCGUGGCGGACGGACUGCAUCCCGAUACAGAGACAAUAUGGGAGGAGCUAUUCGCGGGGGUUCCAUUCAAUGAUAUUGCAGGUCCGGAUACGUUUUUCGAUAUGAAUUGGACAUGAUUUGGAUGAGUCUCGUAUCGUAUGACAUCAUAUUACUCGCGAAGAAUGGUGAAUAGGAUGGAAAUUAGCUUAUAUUUUGGAACACUCUCAGAGCUUCCACCAUAAUUCUCAACCCCCAAAGCCUUAUCAGUUUCCACCCCAUCGCUAAGAUGCGUGGUCAGGGGACCGUGUCAGUUGGAUUAGAAAGAUUCUCUGCUGCGGUGGUUUUGAAACAAUAUAUCUAUGUAGAUAACUAUGUACAGAUACCUAUACUUCGGACUGUCCAGCCCCUCGGAAACUAACAGAUUAUGGCCCCCAAAACAAGUUAGGAGUUGUCAACUUGGCAGUUUCCUUCAUUCAUAUUCUGUUGGCUCCUUAAGUCUAAGAGUCCGGACUGAAGGUUAGAUUAGGAUUCAUCCAUCAUAAGUAGAGAGC